AUGGUAGGAGUGGAGAUCGAUCAGAAUGAUCCAUUAUUCAUUGGAAAUUCUGAUAGUUCUAGUGCUGUGUUAGUUCCAAUCAAGUUGGUUGGAUCUGAGAACUAUGGAAUCUGGAGUAGAGCAAUGAGAAUUGCAUUAUUGGGGAAGAGGAAGUAUGGUUUCGUAACUGUCAGUGAAGAGCUACUUAGUGGCAUUGUGUAUGCCACAAAUUCUUUCUCAGUAUGGAAUGAUCUAAAGGAAAGAUUCGACAAGGUGAAUAGAGUAAGGAUCUAUCAAUUACAUAGAGAUAUCACCACUCUCUCACAAGGUACAGAUUCUGUAUCUCAUUACUUCUCAAAGUUGAAAACACAAUGGAAUGAGUAUGAUGCUAUAGUUCCAAAUUCCAUAUAA
Messenger RNA from Solanum lycopersicum (tomato), 390 nucleotides. RefSeq lists its product as uncharacterized. The record is from RefSeq and is a predicted model, not a curated record. Lineage: Eukaryota; Viridiplantae; Streptophyta; Magnoliopsida; Solanales; Solanaceae.